Molecule: messenger RNA, 7573 nt
Organism: Chlorocebus sabaeus (green monkey)
Lineage: Eukaryota; Metazoa; Chordata; Mammalia; Primates; Cercopithecidae
Source: RefSeq, a predicted model, not a curated record
CCGGGGCGGCGGGGAAGGAACGAGAGGCGGGAGGCGCAGUGGCUGAGGCGCCUACGAGCUGGUGGCCUGAACGAGGUAGACCAUGACUGUGGCUUUAGUGGCGUCACUCGCAGGGCCGCUCUUCAUGAGGUUCUCCUAAGCCAUCCCCUGGCGGAACCGCUUCCAGUGAGAGCCGCGCAGCCGUGAUCCUCGUUUGGGGGCGAGCGAAGAAUUGACAAGAGGUCUCGGCAUCCUCUGACCCCGCCCGCCUUACCUGUAGCACCAUUCCCUUCGCGGAUGGUGGGACUUGAUGGUUGUGGAGCUACUAUAACCUCUCAUCUAGAGAGGAGAGUUUUUGUCCAGAAGUGCUUAUAGAAAAGAUGGCUGAUAUUAACCUAAAAGAAAUAACCUUAAUAGUAGGUGUGAUUACUGCCUGCUAUUGGAACAGCCUCUUUUGCGGUUUUGUUUUUGAUGAUGUUUCAGCAAUACUGGAUAACAAAGACUUGCAUCCAUCUACACCUUUAAAAACUUUAUUUCAAAAUGACUUCUGGGGAACCCCUAUGUCUGAGUUCUACCGGCUGUACAAGAAGCAUAGCAGCAUCUGCCUCUGGGGAGGCCUCAAGAAGCUUCCAGUCGUGACGGAAGGGGAAGCGGGAGCAGGCACUUCACAUAGCAAAAGCAGGAACAAGAGGAGCAAGGAGAGAAGCCACAAGUCUUACCGUCCCUUAACAGUAUUGACAUUUCGCUUAAAUUAUUUGUUAAGUGAACUAAAACCAAUGUCAUAUCAUCUCCUGAAUAUGAUUUUUCAUGCUGUGGUUAGUGUGAUAUUUCUCAAAGUAUGCAGACUUUUUCUGGACAACAAGAGUAGUGUGAUUGCUUCUUUACUUUUUGCAGUGCACCCAAUACACACAGAAGCAGUAACGGGAGUUGUUGGAAGAGCAGAACUUUUGUCAUCUAUCUUUUUUCUAGCAGCUUUUUUAUCAUAUACCAGAUCAAAAGGACCAGACAAUUCCAUAGUGUGGACUCCAAUUGCAUUGACAGUGUUUUUAGUGGCUGUUGCAACAUUAUGUAAAGAACAAGGAAUAACAGUUGUAGGAAUUUGCUGUGUGUAUGAAGUGUUUAUUGCCCAGGGGUAUACUUUGCCAUUAUUAUGUACUACUGCUGGACAGUUUCUCCGUGGAAAGGGUAGCAUUCCAUUUUCUAUGCUACAGACAUUAGUAAAACUCAUUGUCUUGAUGUUCAGUACGUUAUUACUUGUUGUAAUUAGAGUCCAGGUUAUUCAAUCCCAACUUCCAGUAUUCACCAGGUUUGAUAACCCAGCUGCUGUAAGCCCAACUCCUACAAGGCAACUGACUUUUAACUACCUCCUUCCUGUGAAUGCUUGGCUUUUAUUAAAUCCUUCGGAGCUCUGCUGUGAUUGGACCAUGGGAACAAUACCACUUAUAGAGUCGUUACUAGAUAUUCGAAAUCUGGCCACAUUUACUUUCUUUUGUUUUCUGGGGACUUUGGGAGUAUUCAGUCUCAGAUACUCUGGUGAUUCCUCCAAGACUGUUUUAAUGGCGCUUUGUUUAAUGGCAUUACCGUUUAUUCCUGCAUCGAACCUUUUUUUUCCAGUUGGAUUUGUUGUUGCCGAGCGAGUAUUAUAUGUUCCCAGCAUGGGAUUCUGUAUUUUGGUAGCCCAUGGAUGGCAGAAAAUAUCAACAAAAAGUGGAUCUAUCAAAAUGAAAGAAAUUAAACCAUGUUAUAGGAACAAAAACACAGACUCAGAGACUAUUAACACUAAACAAGAUCAUAAAGAUUAUAGUGUGUUUAAAAAGCUAUCCUGGAUUUGCCUGUCUAUGGUGAUACUCACUCAUUCCUUGAAAACAUUCCACAGAAAUUGGGAUUGGGAAUCUGAAUAUACUUUGUUUAUGUCAGCCUUGAAGGUAAAUAAAAAUAACGCCAAACUAUGGAAUAAUGUGGGUCAUGCUCUGGAAAAUGAAAAGAACUUUGAGAGAGCUUUGAAAUACUUCCUACAGGCUACCCAUGUUCAACCAGAUGAUAUUGGUGCCCAUAUGAAUGUAGGAAGAACUUAUAAAAAUUUAAAUAGAACCAAAGAAGCUGAAGAAUCUUACAUGAUGGCUAAAUCACUGAUGCCUCAAAUUAUUCCUGGUAAAAAAUAUGCAGCCAGAAUUGCCCCUAACCACCUAAAUGUUUAUAUCAAUCUGGCUAACCUGAUCCGAGCAAACGAGUCCCGACUGGAAGAAGCAGAUCAGCUGUACCGUCAAGCAAUAAGCAUGAGGCCCGACUUCAAGCAGGCUUACAUUAGCAGAGGAGAAUUGCUUUUAAAAAUGAAUAAACCUCUUAAAGCAAAGGAAGCAUAUCUUAAAGCACUAGAGCUGGACAGAAAUAAUGCAGAUCUUUGGUACAACUUGGCAAUUGUAUAUAUUGAACUUAAAGAACCAAAUGAAGCCCUAAAAAACUUUAAUCGUGCUCUGGAACUAAAUCCAAAGCAUAAACUAGCAUUAUUCAACUCUGCUAUACUAAUGCAAGAAUCAGGUGAGGUUAAACUCAGACCUGAAGCUAGAAAACGACUUCUAAGCUAUAUAAAUGAAGAGCCACUAGAUGCUAAUGGCUAUUUCAAUUUGGGAAUGCUUGCCAUGGAUGACAAAAAGGACAAUGAAGCCGAAAUUUGGAUGAAGAAAGCCAUAAAGUUACAAGCUGACUUCCGAAGUGCUUUGUUUAAUCUGGCUCUCCUGUAUUCCCAGACUUCAAAGGAAUUAAAGGCUUUGCCAAUUUUGGAAGAGUUACUCAGAUACUACCCUGAUCAUAUCAAGGGCCUCAUUUUAAAAGGAGACAUUCUGAUGAAUCAAAAGAAGGAUAUACUAGGAGCAAAAAAAUGUUUUGAAAGGAUUUUGGAGAUGGAUCCAAGCAAUGUGCAAGGAAAACACAAUCUUUGUGUUGUUUAUUUUGAAGAAAAAGACUUAUUAAAAGCUGAAAGAUGCCUUCUUGAAACAUUGGCAUUAGCACCACAUGAAGAAUAUAUUCAGCGCCAUUUGAAUAUAGUCAGGGAUAAGAUUUCCUCAUCUAGUUUUAUAGAGCCAAUAUUCCCAACCAGUAAGAUUUCAAGUGUAGAAGGAGAGAAAAUUCCAACUGAAAGUGUAAAGAAGAGUAGAGGUGAAUCGAGAGAAACACAAAUAGUAAAAACAAGUGAUAAUAAAAGUCAGUCUAAAUCCAACAAACAAUUAGGAAAAGAUAGAGACGAAGAGACCCCCCACAAAACAACAAAAGAUAUCAAAGAAAUUGAGAAGAAAAGAGUUGCUGCUUUAAAAAGACUGGAAGAGAUUGAGCGUAUUUUAAAUGGUGAAUAGCAUUAAUGUUUAUCGUGACAAUGGUAUCAAAGAACAUCAGUCCAUAUCAUGUGAUUGCUUUUACUGGGAGCUUUGAAAAAAAGUUCAAGGGUUCCUAAUAGCCAAUCAUGAGCUGCCUUGAAGUAGGAUCAAAAUAAGAUUUUCGUUAAAGACCUGUAUUAUCCCAGGAUGUAUAUUAUAUAUCGCUGUUUUCAGAGUUUGGGUGAAUAUAGCAGAAAUAUUACAGUGAAAGUGACAAAUUUACAACUUUUAUUAUAGAAAGAAGGUGUUUCUGGCAGUGUAAUCUUUACUGCUCUCAAUUAAAAAUAAAUUUGAGGCCUGAAUGAUAAUCCCUUGAGGACAAAUCCAACAUAUGCUGGUUUAUUCUGUUAAUUCCCAUUUAUUCACCUACUUCAUUUUUCUUGCACCUCUUAGAAUAUAUGAAUUGAAAACACUUAUUGAACACUUUUUUUUAAGUAAUUCUGUUUAAUCAAGGGGUUUGCACUACAAAAGAAUACUGGCUUUUUUUUAUGUUGAAUUCCUUAGUUGAAUUUUAGAAGGAAUGCUGGAUGAAACAUUUUAAAAUAAGUCAUGACAUGUUAGCUUGAGAAUGUAUUUUCAUAACUGUAUACUUGUUUUUAACUUUAAAUGCAGUUUUUAAUCAGGUAAAGUUUGACAUAUAUAGCUACGUACACACAUUUUUAAUGGUGCUCAUAUAUACUGUAUUUUUUGUUGUUUGAUUUUACUUAUUGAGAGUGUCACAACAUGACUCGCAUAAUCAUGAUUUUUUUUUACUUUUACUCCCCAAACUAUUCAUGUUUCUUUAGGUCGUAGUCAUUGAGAAGUCCCAAUAACUCUAAACUUUGGAGGUAUAACAUAGUAAACUUCUCUUUCAUCUUUGUGUUAGCUUUCUAGUCUUAACUUGAAUUUUAAUUUUUCUGUUUCCAAAGUCACAAUUUAAUUAUUCUUACAUACCUUAAGCCACUGAAUUCAGUUCUGUUUGACUGAAAGCAAAACAAUGUGACAGUUUAUUUUCAGACACUAACUUCUUGAUAUUUUGUUAUGGUAUAUCUUUUUAUUACAUGUUUAUUUUGACUACUGAGCUUUCAUAAAAUAUUUGAAGCUAUUUUAAUCAUCAAGUAUGGGAAACAAAUUGCUAUUGCAUUUUCCUAUAUAUGCAUAUAUUAUGGUUUAACCAGAGUUGUAUCAUUUUUGGCCUGUUGUCUAGCUAUAAAAGAUAAUUAGCCUACUAUAGUAUUAAUAAACUUUUCAGUUGGUUUGGGCAAAUUUAAACCUGAAAAAUAGGUUAAAAAGUAGUUACAAAUUAAACUUACUAAUUUAAACCUGUUUUUUUUUUUCUUGAAUUAAAAUACAUAUUAAAUGAGCUUUAUAAUACCUUAAAAAGUUGAUUCUAAUUUAAAAUAUGAAAGCUCUGGCUGUCAUCCUGGGAUAGUAAUUUAUAAUUAAGUAGUAUUUCAAAAACUAUAUAAUUUUUAAUUCCUUUGAGAUAACUAAUUUCUAAUUAUAUAUGUUUCAAAAACCAUAUUCCUGUAAUUUUUUUAAGAAUUGUUUUAUAAAUAGGCCAUAAGAUGCAAGGUCUGCAUUAAAAGACCCACUUUUACUAGGUUCCCUAAGGAUCUACCAUAGAUCCCUUUUUUUUUUUUUUUUUCCCCCAGGUAGUUUAAAGCAAGCACUGAUACCAGUGGGAGUUGGUCUUGAUCUAGGAGAUUCUGUUAAGCAUCCAAACAAUGCCUAAUUUCAGUUCUUAGGUUAUGGAUGUGACUCUAGAUAAAAGAUGUGGAGAAUACCUCAUGUACUAUGACUUGAAAAUGAAAUCUUAAAAUUCUUAUGCUCUCUCCAUAUAUCUUAAGGAAAAGUUUCUGAGUGUGAUUUCUUUUGCCAUAGUAUCAAGUGGAGGGUGGUUCAGAAAAGUAAAAGGAAAUCUUUUGUGACAGCAGACUAUAAUAGAAGUUUGAGUAAUAUUUUAAUAAAUUUAUAUAAUUAUUCAAAUGAUAAAAUGUAUUAAUGUUAUCCAGUGAUUUAUAUUAAAAAAUUACCUUAUUAACACUUAGAACUGUGCCUAUUACAUAAAAAGUGCUCAUGUAUUUGAAUUUUAAAUUAUUUACUUAAAUCAAGACCACCAUAAGUAAUUCAUAAUUUAAUAAUUGUUUUAAAUCAGUGGUUUUCAACCCUCACUUCAUAUUAGAAUCAUCUGAGGACUUUUCAUACAGAAUUCAUCUCAUAACAAUUAAGUCUAAAUUUCUGGAAGACGGAGCCAUGCUUGUUUUUUGAGGGGAUUCUAAUUUGUAGUCAGAGUUGGAGACCACUGCUCUAAAUUAGUUUGGGGAAAUCCUUUUAUUUCUCCCAUGUUAAUGUUUAAAAUUAGUAAUGUACCCAGUUAAGUUUUAAUGGUUUAAAUUCCACUAAAGAACAUGUUCUUCUAAUAAUUAGCAUUUAUUACAUGAAAUUUAAGAGCUUAAGUUCCAUCAAACUAGCCCUUGUGUAAGAUUAUUAUUUCUUCUCUGUAACUUCAAAAUAGAUAUUUCAUUCAAACUAUUCAGGUGAGAAAAGGUAAUGGAUUUUUUUUUUUUUUUUUUUUGCCUGUUCGGAGAGAUGGAGGAGGUGGGCACAUAUAUAAGGUCAAUUCAGUAACCUAUGGUUCAGAGUUCUGAUCAUAUGUAAGUUUGGAAAAGAAAGCUUACCACAGGUUUGUAUGCUGGUGAAUGGAUAGAGUUUUAAUUCUCACUGUCUCAAAAGAGAACCAGCUCUCCAGCAGUUCUAGAAAAGCUUUGACAAUCCCCAAAGGGCAGUAUUACCUUACUCCUUCACUGCUUCUUAGAAGGUAGAAUUAAGUUUCUGGAAUUGCACCUAUAUGUUUUUUUACUAACAUUCAGAAUUGGGAAUAUUAAUUUUUGCAGUGAGUAGUUUUCUGAAAUUGGUAACUUGGAGAGUAAAAUAAUGUAUUUUGCUUUUCAAUUUUGUGUUUACUUUUAUGUAAAAAUUUUGGUAUGUGAAUUACACAGUUCUAAUAAAACCUCAUGUCUUUUCAUUACAUCUAAUUUGAACUCAACUUCAUGUUACAGAAUGCUUCUUUAAAGAUGCUUUAAUGAAAAGUAUUAAGAAAAUAUAUAGAUUUGUAUGUCAAUUUAUACUUCAGAAAUCCAUAUAUUUGUCAUAUUUAUUUUUUUAGAAACCUCCUAAUUGGAUAACUACAUGGUAUUUAAAAUGAAUGCCCAAAAAUCUCUUGUACCUUUGUCCAAAAGUUUAUCUGUUGGAAGCUGUCAGCCAUUCAUGUAGAGAGUUUAUAAGAAAAGAAUUUAAAAUUGUAUGCAUUUUAUAUUACUCUAGUAUCUGUGUACCAUAUUUCUAAAUAUUCAUUAUUAAAUUGGUACUUGUUAAAAACAUAACCUGGCUUGCCUUUUAGUGUUAAAAAAAAAUAUAAUAUUGUAUAUAAAGAGAUUUCUUCCUUUAUGAAGAAGAGCUGACAUGUAAUUUAUUUGCAGUGAUCUGAGAAAGACCUUAAAUAAGUUUCUGAGAGUGAUGCAUUUUCAAACAUGAGUGACAACAACCAAAUUAAGAAAAAGAAACAAUUCAGACUUGGAAUUUUAUAGGAAUUUCAUUUCUAUAUCAGCCUGGUAUUGCCUCUGGCAUAACUUAGAGGAAAUUUUUCUACCUAUAUGUCCUCUGUUUCUUCAUCUACAAGUUGGGAAAAACAUUAUCCUCUUAAAGUUACGAAGAGGAUUUAUAUAUUUAUAUGAUGUAUAUAUUAAUAUAUUUAAAUUGCUUAGAGUUUCUAGCACAUAGCACAUAAUAAAUACUGGUUAUUAGUAUAAACACAAGGCUUAAAGUUUUGGAUUUGAUCCAUAUGACUUAAUUUGUAUUUGUACUAGUAGCUGUAAUGUCAGUGACAGGAUAGCAAACAAACGAUUAGAAAUCUAAUAGUAAUGCUUGUUCCUUAGCUAUCUAUGCUAACAAGUACAUAGAUGAUAGCCUAAAAUUAAAUCGUACUUAAUAAAUUAAGCCAAAAUGCAUAACUGAGACACCUUAAAAUUGUACUACCUUGUGCUGUUCACUGCCAUCAGGGAGGUAGCAUAAAACGAAAGAUGAAGUCUGAAGACUGGAUCCAGGCAAAUUCGUGUUCUUUGUAACUUACUUUCUUCAUCAACAUUUCUGUGACUCAAUGGAUAGCAUAUUUCGAUCAAGUAGCACGUAUAACGUGAUGCGUUCAUGUUUCUGCCUUAAAUAAAAUAACCCUCAAAAAACCA